AUGCUCAAAAUCAUCCACGCAAUGCCAACGGUGGGAACAGAAGUCUAUGAGUUUGCAACCAUCACCGCUGAAAACUCCAGCAGGGAAACAGAGGCAAUAGGUAUAGCCUCAUGA
Penicillium digitatum Pd1 is the source of this 114-nucleotide messenger RNA. The record is from RefSeq and is a predicted model, not a curated record. NCBI's taxonomy places the organism in Eukaryota, Fungi, Ascomycota, Eurotiomycetes, Eurotiales, Aspergillaceae.